This is a messenger RNA of Vespa crabro (European hornet), 1275 nucleotides long. RefSeq names its product piggyBac transposable element-derived protein 3-like. Lineage: Eukaryota; Metazoa; Arthropoda; Insecta; Hymenoptera; Vespidae. The transcript has 3 exons. The coding region runs from base 1 to 1275 and encodes 424 amino acids. The record is from RefSeq and is a predicted model, not a curated record.
AUGAAUACAAAAUCACAUAGAAAUAACAGAGGAAUUACAAUUAGACGCGUUAGCGGUAAUAGCUCCGAUGAUUCCUUAUUAGAUUCCGAGUCCGAUGAGGAUGUAAUAGUAUCUCCCCGACGACGAAUAAAUGUUAUUGAUAGUGAUGAAGAAUUUAGUACUCAAUUCUCGUCAGAUGAGGAAGAUGCAGGAGAUUGCCCUAAAGUCCCUGAAGCACCCCAUUCUUCUAUGACCUAUUUUCGACAACAAUUUGACAAGGAAAUUAUAAGCAAUAUAGUUGACUAUACCAACAUGUAUGCACUGCAAUAUGAUCCAGCAAAACCCAUUGCUGUUUCAGUGAAUGAAAUCGAAUAUUCUUUGGCUGCUGUUUUUUUUAUGUCCAUUUACGGAUUACUGAGAACUGAAAUGUAUUGGAAUUCAAAGACAAGAGUGUCUGCUGUUGCCGAUACUAUGAGUCGUACGCGAUGGAGAGAAAUAAAAUCAAAAAUACAUUUUAGUAGAAAUUUACAGGCCAAUGCAACAAACAAUGCAGAAGUGACCGAUAGUUUACAAAAAAUAAGACCCAUUCUGGAUAAAUUGGUGAAAAAUUUUAAUCGCAUUCCAAUGUCUGAACACGUAUGUGUUGACGAGCAGAUUAUACCGUUCAAAGGAAGACAUAGGCUAAAAAACUAUAUGCCCAAAAAAUCUAAAAAAUGGGGCUACAAAGCUUUUUUACUGUGUGACUCAUCAGGACUCAUUUAUAAUUUUGAAAUUUACACCGGCAAAGUGAUACGUGAUCCCGAAUUACCUAAUGUCGGAAGUAGUGGUAAUAUGGUAUUACGUUUAGCAAAAAUUAUUCCCAAACAAUUGUUUUACAAAAUUUGUUUCGAUAAUUGGUUUUCAACGUUGCCUUUAGUAUUUGAAUUAGAAAAAUUAGGAAUUCAGAGUGUUGCAACUGUGCGGGUCACCAUAAAUGCGGUAAAGUGGUACGACAAUAAGGCUGUUCAUUUGAUAAGCACGUUUUGCGAAAUUGAACCAGUAGACAUAGUGAAAAGGUGGGACAAAAAAGUAAACAGAAUGAUCGAUGUACAACGACCAAAUAUAGUGAAAACAUACAACCAACACAUGGGUGGAAUAAAUUUGGUUGAUUCGUUGAUAGCGUUGUAUCGAAUAAAAAUUCGAUCAAAGAAGUGGUACUGCCGCAUUAAAGGUGUUCCGAAAAUUAAAUGUUCCAAAUGUAAUGUUAAUUUAUGUUUAACGCCAAGUGCAAACUGUUUUGUGGAAUUCCACGCUUAA